Peniophora sp. CBMAI 1063 is the source of this 1218-nucleotide messenger RNA. The record is from the annotation of a GenBank genome assembly. Lineage: Eukaryota; Fungi; Basidiomycota; Agaricomycetes; Russulales; Peniophoraceae.
AUGUUCAAUUCCCAGAUGGACUGGCUGAACCGGGUGGGCUACCUGACGCCUGCCGGCGACGCAGACUUGAUCGUCAACUAUACCGGCCGUCAGGACCUGUUCAACACUCGUCCGUCGUAUCAUAUCGGACGCGGUACCGACGUGCAAAUCAAGGUUCAUCCCUCGAGACUAACAGCCAGCAUGUUGCAUGCGAUUCUUCGUUGGGAUGCUGAAUCCAACGUAUUCACUCUUGAAGACUGUCUCUCGAGCAAUGGCACAUACGUCAAUGGUUUCAGACUCAAUACUCAUGAGCGACUCGUUCUGCGCAACGGUGAUCAUAUCUCUCUGGGACCGCCCUGUGUCAAAGUUUGUGGGUUCAUCUAUCACGGGCUUCUCGACCUCGACGAUUUCGUUCAGGACUACGCUGUGCAACGUAGUCUCGGUAUAGGAGGGCACGGGCAAGUGUAUGAGAUGAGGCUUCGUGUCUGUCCAAGUCAGGUCUUCGCCGUUAAGGUGAUGACUUACGAUGCCGAUGAUCAUGGACGAAGGUCUCAAGCCAGUGCUCUUGAAGAAGUCCGCGCCCUGCGGUUGGUCGGCAAUCACCCCAACAUCUGUCCCCUCGUUGCCGACUACGUACUUCCGGAACAGAGAGUCAUUUGUAUGGUUAUGCCUUCCUAUACGGUGGAUCUCCGUAAGCGUUUCGCCUCCUGUCGCCCAACCGUGCUCGAGGGCCGCUCUAUCCUGUCGCAGCUGCUUUCAGCCCUCGAACAUCUUCGCCGCGUCAAUCUGGUCCACCAAGACAUAAAACCCCCUAAUAUUCUUGUCGAAGGGGAUCAGGUCAUCUUGGCGGACUUUGGGAUAAGCGCGUUAGCGGAUGUCGCGAUCAAACGACCCGCGCGUGGUACCCCGACGUACGCUGCACCCGAGACCAUGGGACCGAAACGCUUCACAGAUGCCUUCAAAAUCGACGUUUACAGUGUCGGGUUGACGGUUAUACACUUGUUCAUGGACGUUCUUGCCCAAUUGUGGAGCGCUCCGCACCCUGGAUAUCGUAGUCUGGAGAAAGAACGAAACUGGUUUCACAGUCGGCGUCUCAACCUGGUCCCGAUUGCAGGUGUACAUCUUCCCGAAGAAGCCACGGCAGUCUUGUUUGGCCUCAUCGAUGUGGAUCCUGAAAAGCGUUGGAGCGCUAGUCGUGCGCUCGAAUCACCCUGGCUUACGCUCCCCACGAACCUCUGA